AUGUCAUUAGCUGCCCUCCAGCUCGGCACGCCAGCACACAGGCAAUACGUGACUAGACUAUAUAGGAAAGCGCUUCGUCUAAGCGCUGACUGGUAUUGGCAACGCAGAGAAUGUCGUGAAAAACAAGUCAUCAUUAGAGCAAUGUUUGAUGCAAACAAGGCUGAAACUAAUCCAAGAAUCGUCGCCGGCCAGUUACGUGAAACCGAAAAGGCGCUGGCUUACUACUUUCAUCCUAUUCCUUAUGUCUCUCCUACUGCUCCUGGAGGCUCCAAAUGGGAGAGAAACGUACCCUUCCCAGAAGAGUUAUGUGCUAGAGGAGUCACCGUAUUCGAUAACAACUGA
Synchytrium microbalum is the source of this 342-nucleotide messenger RNA. RefSeq lists its product as uncharacterized. The transcript has 3 exons. NCBI's taxonomy places the organism in Eukaryota, Fungi, Chytridiomycota, Chytridiomycetes, Synchytriales, Synchytriaceae. Gene Ontology annotation, biological process: mitochondrial electron transport, NADH to ubiquinone. The record is from RefSeq and is a predicted model, not a curated record. The coding region runs from base 1 to 342 and encodes 113 amino acids.